UCCAAACAGUAGUAGUAUUCCAUGGGUAAAAGUCAGUCAGUCAGCCUUUUGUUAAAUUUCACUGAAUAAGAAGUUGGGUGUCUGUAUUUAUUCUUUGUUUCACUCCGCAUAACUUCACCAUCCAACCAACCACCACACCAUGAGUAUCAAGAACUGUGGCGACCACCACCACUACAAGCGCCGCAAACUCUACCGCCGCCUGCUUAUCGGCGCCGCUGUUUUCGUGGGCGUCAUCAGCUUUGCGGUGUUCCUUGUUUGGGUGAUUUUGCGACCAUCAAAGCCCCACUUCGUCCUCCAAGACGUCACCGUUUACAACUUCAGCGUGUCGGCGACGCCGCCGUACACUCUGACGAUGACCAUGCAGAUUACCAUCUCAGCCCGCAACCCCAACGACCGCAUUGGCAUCUACUACCUGAAGCUGGACGCUUUUGGUACGUACCGCAACCAGCCCAUCACCCUGCCCACCCUCUUGCCGGCGGCCUACCAGGGCCACCACGAUGUCUCCGUCUGGUCGCCCUUCCUGCAGGGCGACUCGGUGCCGGUUUCGCCAUUUGUGCAGGAGCUGCUGGGGCAGGAUCUGAACGUAGGGGCGGUGCUGGUGAAUGUCAAGAUCGAUGGACGCCUCAAAUGGAAAGUAGGCACCUGGGUCUCCACCACCUACCUUUUGAAUGUUAAUUGCCCGGCUUAUAUCAAGUUCAGUGACCGCAACGCUGCUUCUGCUGCUGUCGUCUCGGUUCUCAAGUUCCAGUUAGCGCAAGGUUGCUCUGUUGAAACUGGUCUCGCUUAAUUCCUCAUUAUUAAUGUAUCUUUUUUUUCUUUAUUAAAAAAAAAAAUUAUUAUUCGGAGAUAUGUGACUGUCUCUCUAUCUCUUUCCUGUGGAUUAAUUAAGGAAAUUUUAUUUACAAAGGAAACGAAUUUUCAUAUGGCCAUGUUAAUUAUGAAUUUUACGACAAUAUUGAUUCAUAUUCUGAACCUAA
Ziziphus jujuba (common jujube) is the source of this 977-nucleotide messenger RNA. RefSeq names its product NDR1/HIN1-like protein 1. The record is from RefSeq and is a predicted model, not a curated record. Bases 140 to 787 code for a protein of 215 amino acids. The transcript has a single exon. NCBI's taxonomy places the organism in Eukaryota, Viridiplantae, Streptophyta, Magnoliopsida, Rosales, Rhamnaceae. Gene Ontology annotation, biological process: defense response to other organism.